Molecule: messenger RNA, 2834 nt
Organism: Doryrhamphus excisus (bluestripe pipefish)
Lineage: Eukaryota; Metazoa; Chordata; Actinopteri; Syngnathiformes; Syngnathidae
Source: RefSeq, a predicted model, not a curated record
AAGAGGGCGGGGUAGGACUAGGAUGGAAGGACCUCAUCGUGGGACCAGCAACAAGUCGGCCAACUUGUUCCAGCAGAUAGGAAAAGUCUGGGGAGGAAGAUGAAGAUGAGGACGAAGACGCGUUGAGUCCACAAGGUUAUCCCCACGCACGCGCACACACGACACGCGCACGUCACAACUGAGACAAGUCAUGACGGGCCGCUGGUUGCUGAUCUCCGUGCUGUACAUCCUGGUGCUGGCUGGCGCCAUGCUGAGAAGCUGUGGCCGUCAAGAUUGUGGCCUCCUCAAGCGAGUGGGACACUAUUCCAGGGAAAGCGUUGAGAUGAAGCCAAGACUAGAUGGACACUCGCGAAAAAGGAAAAGCAGGAGCAGCGUCCAACGAGUUGCAGCCGCUCAAAGCAGAACUCUACGCCAAAAAGACAAGAUCAUCAAACAUCUGACAGGUCCUCUAUACUUCAACCCAAAGUGCAGGAGUCACUUCCACAGACUUUACCACAAUGUCAGGGACUGUGUGGUACCAGCCUAUUUUAAACGAUGUGCUCGUCUGCUGACUCGACUGGCCCACAGCCUUCGUUGUGCCGAGAGGUGAAAGCUGCAGCGGUGACCCGUUUUCAAGACGUGGAUGAAGAAUCCCAGAAGAAUCCUUCCAGGAGUGCAUGAAUGUGUUGAGGACAAAGAGACUCCAGGAGGAUUGCAGCUUGGAUUUGGAUCAGAGCCAUGUAAAAACGAGACUAUUAUGUCAAAGUUUUAUUAUCAUACACAUUCUGAAACCUUCACAUAUUCUAAAGAAAGAUCCAAAACCUUUUUUGGUUUAGAUUUUUAUGCAAUACUCAAGCUCAAGAAAACCCCCAAAUUGUGCGUCUUAAUAUUAGAAUAUUAAGAUAUGCCUUAAGAUAUGCCUUUAUUCGUCCCUCAGUGGGGAAAUUUGUAUAUUAUAUAUGUAUAUAUAAUAUUGUCACAGGACUCAGUUUGCUAACUGCCUUUAAUUUCAAACAUUCAAGUCAACUAGGAUGUUCAUCAGCUGAUCACACGUUUAAGACCACAAAAAGCCAGAAUGAGUUUUAUGCCCCCCAUGAAGCCAUCUUCACCGCCUGGGGCAACCUUCCCACUCGCCACGCUGGGAUAUCAAGCAUGGCACAAUCCAUUUUUUAAUGCGAUUAAUAAGCGUGGCUCAGCUGCUCGUCAGGGCGACUAAUUCAAUGGCAUAUGCGGCCAGAAAGUACAGUGGAGUCCUAAAACCUGCUGUUCUCGAGCUGUGAUGGAUUGAAGAUUCUAGACUAUUCUCUGUGGCGGAAGGGCUGUCCCAUUCAUGCACUCGAUUAUUAUUAUUAUUUCUGUUUGAAUACAUCAGAACUGCACAUUAAAAAAAGCAAGGAAGUGUUUGUUUCGCCACGCAUUUACUCAUCAACAAGCAGUCAUGAGUGGCUUCCAGCUGGAAAUGGCCUGGUUCCUCGUCAUGGUUGCCAACCUCUGUUUUAGUUAUUUGACCUUUCUUUACCCAGGCAAGGGUGUACAAUACAUACAAUACCAAAGCAUCACAACAUUAAAGCAAUGGGAUAUGGCACUGUCCUGGGGCCCUUUCAAUUUGUGCCGACACCCUCUGGAACAGUUUCCCAAAGUAGUCCCCAAAAAAGUACCUCAAAAAACCUUUCAGGUGGCAUUGCUUCAUUCACUUCACUUCAUUUUCUCCAUUGUACUGUAGUAGUACUUGGGCCUUUGAGUGCGUAUUGUCUGCACAAUAAGAUGCAGUGGAUUAUAAUUACGGGGUCUAUUUCUGAACACGUACAUAAGGUGCACCGUAUUAUAAAGAAUUGAACAAUACACUCACCAUAUUUUCCAUGAAUCUUCUGUAUCUGAAUUGAAAAGCUGGGCAAUGUCGGCAUCAAACACGCCGGGUUCUGUCUCAUCAUCGUCUCGUCGUCCGGUGGCUGUUCAGCAAUGAUGCCGACUUUCGCCAAAGCUCGGACAACACUUCGCCCAAGCACUCACAAUCCAUACUCGCCUGGCGCUGCCGCCGUGUUUGCCGUCUGUCCUCCAUCGUUCUCACGCCGCUUCGCUUGGGAUGUCCCGUUUCCACCAGUGGACGGCGGUUGGAGUUCUUUUGUUAAUCCUCGUGGGAUUAUAUGAGAAAAUGGAAGGCUUUUAAGUGUACCUUGUAGUACAGAAAAGACUAGAAAAUGACUCUUUGAAGCAAAAGUCUUCCUACAUUUUCCUACCACUUCUUUAGUUCCCAUUGGCAACAACAUCUUAACGGCUGCUUUUCCACCUGACUGAUGAGUUCAAGCCUUUCUUCAUCCACAGGACAGACAGGCUCAUUAUUUAGCUCUGACGUCUGCAACCACCACCAAUCAUCUGAGCUGGACUGACUGGAAACUGGAGGUUGACAGAACACGACGGCUGUGGACUUCACCAAACCUGCCGACUUGUCCGAUGCUGUGUAUUUAUAUAAUAUAAAUAAGUUCAUAAUCACAAGUGUUCAUCUCAUUUGGAAACGCUCUCAAAUUCAGUCUUUGCUGUGGAGUCAUUUGUGGUGAUUUGGAUGUUUUCAUGGAGCUCCUGUAAGGUGGUGAGAAGAUGAUUAAAGUGUUCCAACAGAGGAUUGAACAGUCAGUCAACAGGCAGAACCACAUUGCUGGCUGCUUGUUGACUUUAGCCUAGCGAAUGUUUCUUUUGGAUGAAUAUCUUUUGGAUGAAUAUCACACUGAAGGCUCCUCCCAACAUGAACGUGUCCGAAGAAACACAUUCAACUUGUCAAAUCAAAUCAAAUCAACUUUAUUUGUAGAGCACUUUUCCUGCAAGGAGAUGCAACACAAAGUGCUUUCCAGAAUUAAAAC